Molecule: messenger RNA, 2896 nt
Organism: Serinus canaria (Common canary)
Lineage: Eukaryota; Metazoa; Chordata; Aves; Passeriformes; Fringillidae
Gene: BMP2
Product: bone morphogenetic protein 2
Exons: 4
Coding region: 545-1741 (398 amino acids)
Biological process (GO): BMP signaling pathway; SMAD protein signal transduction; negative regulation of transcription by RNA polymerase II
Cellular component (GO): extracellular region
Molecular function (GO): BMP receptor binding; cytokine activity; growth factor activity
Source: RefSeq, a predicted model, not a curated record
CGCUCCCACAGGGCGGCUGUGAUUGGCGCGGGCCCCCGAGCCUCCGGGGUCGUGACAUCGCCGCGCAACAAAAAGCCCCGGCGGCGGCGGCGGGCGGCCACCCCCGGCCAUGGGAGCGGAGACAAGUCAAGCUUCAUGUUGAUGUUGCUGCUGGAGUCUCGGUAAAUGUCCAUCUGUCUGAUGAGCGUGAUGCAAAGGACAUUUUUGAAAAGGAGCCUUUUAACUCCGUAGACACGUAGGGACCCAUUCACGGGCAGGCACACACACGCGAGGAGGAGGAAGAAGAAGAAGCAACUUCACGAUCGCUGCUUUUAAAAGGGAGACGCUUUUUCCCUGGCUGGGACUUGCCUUCUGCCUCCUCAACCAGCUGCUAAAAGUAUGUUUCCGAGGCGGACUGCACUUCAGGGAGCUUCUAUUUUCUGCUCGGCAGCUGUAGAGGAGCAGCAGCGAAGUUUGGAGUAACACCAAGUGAUGCGGGAAAAACACUCCGAGAGCAGAACACCCUCCUGCAGACACAACCCCUGCUGCUGCACACAGGUUGAUCAUGGUUGCCGUGACCCGCUCGCUCCUGGCGCUGCUGCUCUGCCAGGCGCUGCUGGGCGGCGCGGCCGGGCUCAUGCCGGAGGUGGGUCGGCGGCGCUUCAGCGAGCCGGGCCGCGCCGCCUCGGCCGCGCAGCGCCCCGAGGACCUGCUCAGCGAGUUCGAGCUGCGCCUGCUCCACAUGUUCGGGCUGAAGCGGCGGCCCAGCCCCGGCAAGGACGUCGUCAUCCCGCCCUACAUGCUGGACCUCUACCGCCUGCACGCGGGGCAGCAGCUGGGGCAGCCGGCGGCGCUGGGCUUCCCGCUGGAGCGGGCGGCCAGCCGCGCCAACACCGUCCGCAGCUUCCACCACGAAGAAGUUUUGGAAGAACUGCCAGAAACGAGUGGGAAAACAGCACGGCGUUUCUUCUUUAAUUUAACUUCCAUCCCUAGCGAGGAGUCUAUCACCUCAGCUGAACUCCAGAUUUUUCGGAAACAGGUGCACGGAGCUUUUGAGAACAACAGCAGCUACCAUCACCGUAUUAAUAUUUAUGAAAUUAUAAAGCCAGCCACAGCCACCUCUAAGGACCCUGUCACAAGACUUUUGGACACCAGGUUGGUGCAUCAUAAUGCAAGUAAAUGGGAAAGUUUUGAUGUAACGCCAGCUGUUUUGAGGUGGAUUGCACAUGGACAACCUAAUCAUGGGUUUGUGGUAGAGGUGGUUCACUUGGACAAAGAAAACAGUGCCUCCAAGAGGCACGUUAGGAUUAGCAGGUCUUUACAUCAGGAUGAAGAUAGCUGGUCUCAGCUCAGGCCAUUGUUAGUGACGUUUGGGCAUGAUGGCAAGGGACACCCGCUCCAUAAAAGAGAAAAGCGUCAAGCGAAACACAAACAGCGUAAACGGCACAAAUACAGUUGCAAAAGGCAUCCGUUAUAUGUGGACUUCAAUGAUGUGGGGUGGAAUGACUGGAUUGUGGCCCCGCCGGGGUAUAGUGCCUUUUACUGCCAUGGGGAAUGUCCCUUCCCGCUGGCAGAUCACCUAAACUCAACAAACCAUGCCAUUGUUCAGACUUUGGUCAAUUCGGUGAAUUCCAAAAUCCCCAAGGCUUGCUGUGUGCCGACAGAACUGAGUGCUAUUUCCAUGCUCUACCUUGAUGAAAAUGAAAAAGUUGUAUUAAAGAACUAUCAAGAUAUGGUCGUGGAGGGUUGUGGGUGCCGCUAACACAGCAAAUAUAUUAGACAAAUGCAAAAAAAAAUAGCUGACACUUUAAUAUUUCCCAAUGAAGACUUUAUUUAUGUAAUGAAAUGGAAAGAAAAAAAACACAACUAUUUUGAAAAUAUAUUUAUGUCUACGAAAAAGUUGGGAAAACAAAUAUUUUAAUCAGAGAAAUAUUCCUUUAAAGAUUUUAAAUGUAUUUUAGUUGUACAUUUUAUAUGGGUUUAACCCCAGCACAUGAAGUAUAAUGGUCAGAUUCUUAUUUUGUAUUUAUUUACUAUUAUAACCACUUUUUAGAAGAAUAGCUAAUUUGUAUUUAUAUGUAAUCAAAAAAGAAAAAAAUAUAGGGUUUGUACAUAAUUUUCCAAAAUUGUAGCUGUUUCAAUUGUGUGUAUUUAAGUUGAAAAGAAAACAUGGAAGGUUACUAUGGCAAAGUGCAUAGCACAUUUGCUUUCUGCUGUGCUACUGUUAAGGUCACAAGUUCAAGUCCAGAAAAAAGUGGAUAAUCCACUCUGCUGACUUUCAAGAUUAUAUUGUACAAUUCUCAGGAAUGCUGCAGGGUGGGCUGUCCAAUCCAUGAGAACUGGCAUCCUCUUUAGGUGGAACAUUUGGAUAAGAACCAGACGUUGCUGAUCUAGUAUAAAUACUGCUUUUCCCAACUAAUUUGCAGUGUGAAUAUAAGGGCCAAUAGAAAUCCUAUGGGAGCUGGGGGUGGGGGAAGACUGAAUCCUUUCUAGACCUACAGAAAAGUGAAUGUUUGAUGUUUCCUUUAAAAGUCCUUCCUUUAAAAGUCCUGGCCAAAUAUGAAAUAAUAAAAACUAAAAUGUCAUCCUUUUUUUUGUGAUUAUCUAUGCUAAAGAGGAAUACUUACCUAAUUUGUACCGGCCCUUGUCUUUAACAGUUGGAAAAGCCUUGCAUACUUCCUCACCUCAGAUGAGAGCUCACUUCUGUGGAGUGUUACAGUGAAAUUAAUCUGCAAUUUUUGCCCUACAUGCAGCAAGCUGUUGUCAUAUGCAGCCUCCUCUCUAACCUCAGCUGAUGGUUUUGCUGUUUGGCAGAUUAGCCUCUCUUCAUUUCCAGGGUUUUGUGUUGGAAACCUUUUUUUUUUUUCUUCCCAAAUGUUUAAAUCUAUUUCGGAUAAUAAACCAUAGAAUUCUGAUA